Messenger RNA from Oncorhynchus keta (chum salmon), 361 nucleotides. RefSeq names its product tetratricopeptide repeat protein 17-like. Gene Ontology annotation, cellular component: cytoplasm; actin cytoskeleton. The annotation marks the transcript as partial. The record is from RefSeq and is a predicted model, not a curated record. Gene Ontology annotation, biological process: cilium organization; actin filament polymerization. Lineage: Eukaryota; Metazoa; Chordata; Actinopteri; Salmoniformes; Salmonidae. The transcript is spliced from 3 exons.
CAUCACAGAACACAUAGACUUUACCACUCCACUCCAGGAGCCUGCGGUGGAGCCAUUGUGCAACGCCAACCUGGCUGCCAGCAUGCACACCCUGGACCACCUGGCUGGCGUGGCCAACCGCGCCGCCAUCCACUACACCGGAGAGAGUCAACUCAGAGAGGUUCUACAGAAUCUGGGCAAAGAUAAGUUCUCCCCUCAGUCCUUUGAGCAGGUGGGCACGCGCAUCGCCAAGGUCUUGGAGAAGAACCAGACAUCUUGGGUCUUGUCCAGCAUGUCUGCUCUCUACUGGAGGGUGAAGGGUCAGGGCAAGAGGGCCAUCGACUGCCUACGCCAAGCCCUCCACUACGCCCGCACCACAUGA